Molecule: messenger RNA, 3117 nt
Organism: Coffea eugenioides
Lineage: Eukaryota; Viridiplantae; Streptophyta; Magnoliopsida; Gentianales; Rubiaceae
Exons: 5
Coding region: 1-3117 (1038 amino acids)
Molecular function (GO): nucleic acid binding; RNA-DNA hybrid ribonuclease activity
Source: RefSeq, a predicted model, not a curated record
AUGCCUCCAGAUCCACACGCUUUUUAUCAGACUACUGCAGAGCCUUUUGUGCCGGAGAACAUCGUUCAAACCAAGCCGGAAGUGGGGGAGUCAUCUGCCCCAAUUGAUCUGAAGUUACUUAAGCGGUUGGACCGUUUCGAUGAGUUCAUCCGCAAGAGCCAAGGGUUAAGCAAACAAGGGGUGUUAGAUUACGAUGAUCUGUGCCUGUUUCCAAACGUACAACUGCCGGUGGGGUUCAAGACCCCGAAGUUCAACAAAUAUGAUGGUACGGGCAAUCCGAAAACACAUUUGCGUUUGUUCGCUAACAAGUUGGGUAGACCAGUGGAUGAUGAGAACUUGCCGUUAAGGUUAUUCCCGGAAAGUCUAGAAGGCGACGCCCUUGAUUGGUAUUCGAAUUUAAAGCCGGAGGAGGUGAAGACCUGGCUCGAUCUGUCUAACGCUUUCAUCAGACAAUACGAGUAUAACUGUGAGUUGGCACCGACUAGAACCACUUUGGAAGGCACGAAGAGGCGACCGUCUGAAGAUCACAAGACAUAUGCCAAAAGAUGGAGAAAGAUAGCUGCGAAAGUGGAGCCCCCGAUGACCGAAGAUGAAAUCAUUCGCACUUUCAUAAAGGCGCAUGAUCCUCCAUACUUCGAAGAGAUUUUUCGUAUGACCGGGUGUUCGUUUGCUGCAAUUGUAAAUAAACUCGAGGAGUUUGAUGACUUUGUGAGAGCCGGAAAAAUUGUCAACGUCUCUGCCCUGAAAUCGCAAGUGGAAGCUUUGCAAGGGCAAGGGAGUAGUGGGAAGAACCCGCAACUUAAAAAGAAGGGGGGGGAAGCUGCCUUCAUAUGGAACCAAAACCCUUCACCCAGACCCCGAUAUCAACACAAUCCAACCUACCAACCACAUUACCCUCAUUAUCCAAACCCGCACCAUUUAAAGGCCGCCGGAAAAAUUGGUAUGGUACCCCCUCCUACCUAUCCGUAUGGCAUGCCCGCCUGGUAUAACCCGCAAGCUGUCUGUGCUUAUCACUCAGGGACACCCGGGCAUUCCACUUUGGAUUGCAAGGCUCUCAAACAUAAAGUUCAAGACAUGAUUGAAGCCGGAGAGAUUGUAAUUAGGAGAAGGGAGGCACAAGGACCGAACGUAAAUAGAAACCCCUUGCCGGAGCACGCUAAUAUCGUUGGGGUCAUUCUGGACAAUACAGAGUAUGUGGAACAAGUCAAAAAAUUGGCAAGGGAAGCUGAAGUAUUUGGGAUCACAGACCAGCCAUUUGUCAUAGAAUUGCCAUUCGAAGAGGAUGAAAAGCCUUUUAUCUUGGAUAUCAUGCCAGCUGAGAGGGAGGCUUUGGAGCCCGUAGUCAUUGAAUUUCCGAAGCAAGAGCCUGUUUUAAGUCUGCAACAAGUGCCAUGGAAUUACGAUGAACCCGUCAUACAGAUUGGGGAGAAGUCAAUUGCAAAGAAGGAAGUGUCAGUGGUUACCAGAUCGGGGAAGACUGCCAGUCCGUUUGAAACUACCAUUCCGAUUCAAGCAAAUAAUUCCGAGCCGCCUAAACCAACAAUCACCGAGAAAGAAGCCUUGGAUUUUCUUAAAAGGCUCCAGAGAAGCGAAUACAAUGUGAUCGAGAAACUAAGCAAGUCACCUGCUCAGAUAUCCAUGUUGGACCUGCUCUUUUCAUCAGAUAUGCAUAGGGACGCGCUGAUCGAAGUAUUGACUAAAGCUCAAAUCCCUAGGGAUAUUUCAGUUGAUAAUUUCUCGCAUGUGGUUGGAAGUGUGUUAUUUACCAAACAAAUUACUUUUUCUGACGAUGAAUUGCCGGUGGAGGGUAUUGGACAUAACAAGGCCCUAUACAUAGUUGUGAGGUGCAAUGGGAAAAUGCUGCCGAAGGUAUUGAUUGACAAUGGCUCUGCACUUAAUAUCUGUCCUUGGAGCACCUUGGAAAAGCUAGGGUUGCAAGACAUAAAGCUAAGGCCUUCAGGGACUAUAAUCCGAGGUUUUGAUGGAGCGCAAAGAGAGCCAAUAGGAGAAGUGGAUCUAGUCGUCGAGAUAGGGCCCGCCCAGUUUCAAAUAACCUGCCAAGUCAUGCACUUUCUUAGUGUUUACAAUGUUCUACUUGGAAGGCCGUGGAUUCAUAAGUCUGGGGCUGUGCCUUCUUCAUUACAUCAGUUGCUGAAGUUUGUAGUAAAUGACAAGCUGAUAACUAUAUUUGCCGAAGAGGAUUGCCUUGUAAUCACCAAUUCUGGGUCAAAAGAGGAUGGAAGCCGCAAUGUCGCCAUGACUCCUCAUAGCACGACUGAUAUCGUCUCUGUAAGUUGGAUCACAAACGAGGAGCGAGCUUUACCAAAGGCCAGUGUCAUGAUGGCCAAAGAAAUGAUCCGUGGAGGCUAUGAAUUUGACAAAGGGCUGGGACGAGAUUUGCAAGGAAUUCUGAAGCCAGUGGAGAUUGUGGAGAAAAAGGAUUCAUUUGGUUUGGGUUUCCGACCGACUGCCAAGGACAUCAGAGAGAUGAAGGAACGCAAGAGAGCGGAGAAAGAAGGAAGGCAAGGGGUUCUUGACAUUCCACCACUGCAUUAUACUUUCCCACGACCAGCCGAGGUGAUCAUGUCGGAAAUUAACCCAGUUGAUGAAAUUGAAGCUAGUUUGGCCCAAUUGUUCGUUGGGGCAACAUUUGAAGAUAGUUUUCCAGACAAAGCUGAAUUUCCUGACAUCCCCGAAGGAUCAAUUCCCAAUUGGACAGCCGAGAAGCUGUUCGAAAGGCUGCGAAAGUACAACUUGAAGCUAAAUCCUGCGAAAUGCGCCUUUGGGGCACCAGCGGGCGCCACGGAUGAUAUAAGUGAGCAAAGCCCUGAAUGGAGGCUUUUCUUCGACGGAGCUUCAAAUUCGCUCGGAGCUGGAAUUGGAGCCGUUUUGGUUUCACCUGAAGGGAAGCAUUACCCUGCCGCUGCCAAAUUGCAAUUUGCUUGCACAAAUAACAUGGCCGAGUAUGAAGCUUGCAUUUUUGGUCUCAAAAUGGCUUUAGAAAUGGAGAUCAAGGAGUUGGUAGCUUUCAGUGAUUCAGAUUUGCUCGUGCACCAGACCUUGAAGCAGUGGAUAACCAAAGAUUCAAAAAUUCUGCGCUACCAUUUGUCCAGAUGA